Odobenus rosmarus divergens (Pacific walrus) is the source of this 3810-nucleotide messenger RNA. RefSeq names its product KIAA1614 ortholog. Gene Ontology annotation, biological process: regulation of cellular localization; establishment or maintenance of cell polarity; centrosome cycle. The record is from RefSeq and is a predicted model, not a curated record. The transcript has 9 exons. Gene Ontology annotation, molecular function: protein kinase C binding. Gene Ontology annotation, cellular component: apical plasma membrane; nucleus; cell cortex. Lineage: Eukaryota; Metazoa; Chordata; Mammalia; Carnivora; Odobenidae. Bases 1 to 3810 code for a protein of 1269 amino acids.
AUGGAGGGGGUGCCGGAGGCGGCGGCGGCGGCCCGGCCUGCAGGCGGCGGCCCCCAAGGGACCCAAAUAGGGAGCAGAACAACCAGCUCCAUGGAGAUGACCUUGGCUGUGGAAAGAAGUGGCCCUGAGCCACAGCUGGAUAGUGGACACCUCCCAAGACCCUGGUCCUGCUCUCUGGAAGACAGAACACCCAGCCUGAUGGCCCCCCAACACCCCAGGGCAUGGGGGAUACAACUCCCAGGUCCCUCUGUGCUGGAGUCCAAAGUGAGGGCCUUGAAGGAAAAAGUGACGGCAGGCAAACAGGGGGUGAGCCCCGGCCUCACUUCUCACGAGUGGCCAUCCAAGAAACCCAAAUGCAGGCGAGUCAAGGUGGGCGGAGCUGGGCCUCUGUUGGAGGGGUCUUCCUUGGCGGAUGCUGAGGGGGUGCUCCCUGCUCAGAAUCUGCCUGAUGGGCAGCUGGACAGCGAUAUCAGCAAGGAGGAACCUGCCCGAAACGGGGGUCCCAGACCUCCCAGGCCGCCUUCUCCUGGGCUGGAGUGCCGGAACGGGAGGAGCCCGCGGCCUCCAGAAGCAGUACAGGCCUUGCCCGACAAUGAGAGGAGUCUGCUGCCAGGGCCUGGCUGUUUGGAAGAGAACCCUGUUCAGAGAGUCACUCCAGGCCGGCCUGGAGGCCCCGGUCCUUGUAACAAAAUCACCCACAUGCCCAACCUGAGGAAAGGAAGGUCAUACACCCUUCAGGAUGAUCUAGUUACAGGGGGAGACCUGGACAGCUUGUCUCUGACCUGCGAGGAGGACUUCGUUCCCAGGCCAGCCUUGCUAGAGGGGCUCUGGCGAGCUGCAGAGCUGGGGGCUCUGGGCCCUGGCGGCAGUGCCUUAUCCUUGUCUGACCGGGUGGAGAGGAACCGUCUUCUGCUGCAGGAGAUGCUAAAUGUUGGCGGCCAAGGCCCCCCCAGGGUGGGAAUCCCAGCCUGGACUCCAUCCUGGGACAGAGGUCUACCAGAGCGACCAGCAGGGGACGUGGGCUGGGACUCAGGCAUCUCCCUGCAGGACUUGGACCAGAACAGGACCUUUGGUCCCAAGCCGGAGUCUGUGCUGAGCCCCAGGCAUGAGGAAGCCAAGCAUCUGCUGCAGCGUGCCCGCAUGAAGGCCAGGACCAGGCCCCUCCGUGCCAGCCAUGAGAUCGUGCCUGCCGUCGCUCAGGGCAGCCGAGACGGCCGGAGAAGCCCAGCCCCGGACUCGAGGAUGCCUUUUGCCUGCAGAGACACCCCGCAGAACGGGAACACGAGUGACUCGUCCAGCGGGGAGUCCAGCAGCGGGCAGUGGCCGAAGCGGGGCGCCUCCCCGUCCCGCGUGCGCUUCGAGGACGAGUCAGCCCGCGACGCCGAGUCCCGCUAUCUGGAGCGGCUGCAGCAGCGCCAGCGCCAGGCGCGGAGCAGCGCGCUGCCGACGGCGGCUCAGGGCCCGCUGCGCUCCAAGCCCGACCUGGCCCACUACAUCAACGCGGGCUUCGCGCGCACCGACGCCGGCCAAGGGCCGCUCUACCGCCUGGUGGGCCGGCUGGAGCGGAGGGGCGGACCGGCGCCGUCGCCCGCGCGGGGCAGCGCCAGGAAGUGCCAAGCCUGCGGCAGCUGCAUCCACGACCAACGCCCCGCCCCAGGGAAGGCCGGCCCGGACCCCAGGGCCCUCCCGGAGCGCGAAGCUGCCUGCGGGGUGCCGGCGGAGCCCCUCAGCUCUCGGGGCCCGAGCCCCCCCUUCCAGCUCCUCUCUGCCGAGCAGGGGUGCCACACGGAAUGGAUCCGGGAAACGCACAUCGGAGACUCGGCGCGCCCCGAGGAGGCGGACUCCGCACUGGACAGCACGGACACCUCGGACAGCUGCAGGACCGACAGUGAGGAGGCUGGGACCUCGCAGCCCAGCAGGCCUCGGGGCCCGGCCCGAGGCAACAGCCCCCGUCCGCGGGGCUCCAGGCCUCGAGGAGGCCCCAGAUGGUUCCGGAAGGCCGAAUCGGAGCUGCCCCGGAGCGCUCAGGCCCCGCACUACCUGCUGGGGGUUGAUCACGUGGAGGGUGCAGCCGAGGUGAAAGAAGGCAGGGGACACCUGCCUGAGGGGACUCUGUUUCCCAGAGAAGAUGCUUUCCCUAAGCCUCCCGUCCUGGAAUGUAAAAGGGCUUCCCUGGGCUCCCAGUGGCAGCCUGGCCCAGGGCUGGGAAAUCACUGGGUCCACCCGGUGGAUUCCCGGGCUCUGAGCAGGACAGCCUAUCCCCUGGCCUCUUCCAUGAAGCUGGGGUCCUCAGUGCCAGGCAGACAAACCCAGGAUGGAGGAAGCCAUGAGUCUCUGGAGACUGUCUCUGCUUCCUCCCUGCAACAGAGUCACCCAGAGCCCUCUGCCCUGCACCAGGCCCAGCAGGUGACCUCUUCCCUCUCCCCCGAAGGCUGGGUGCCAACCCCUCCGUCUUCAAGGAAAACCACCUCACCUGUGUCUCACAGGAAGGCAGCCCUGGCUGGACCCCGCAGGCUGGGUAGGCAGGGAGAGCCUGUGGACCCCCCUCCGCCUUCUUCAAGAAGUGUAGUUCCCAGGACCUGUGAGCUGUCCCCUGCCCAGACCCAGCCCUACGGCCCUGCAGGCAGGCAUCCCCUGCUGGCCCUGUCCACCAACAACUGCAACAAUAGCCUGCCUCCGGGGCUGCAGGAGCCCUGGGGAGGGGCCGGCCUCGAGGCCAAGGUGGAGGAUGACCCCUGCAGCCCGGAGCUGCCCCUGGAGAACUGCGACCACGGAGGAGUCCAGGGCUUUCUUGGCCCAGCAGCUGUUGGCGCAGUCAGCUCCAUGAGCAUCACCCUCUCCCUGGCCUUAGAGGAGUCGGAGUCCAGCCAGGAACCAGAGGGAGGCCUGCAGAGGCCAGAGUUGAGUUCCGGAGGGCAGGUGUCAUCCCGGGCAUUCCCGGGGGUCGGCGCAGGACCUGGCCUGCCCUCCGCUGCCCCUUCUGACAGGAGCAAGAAAAGCAGCAGCCUGGCCUCCACCCUGGGGCUGAAAAAGCUCUUGCUGGCGCUGGGCCACAGCACCAGGCCCAAGCUGGGCAAGGCCCGCAGCUAUAGUGUGGAGCAGCUGCAGUCCCCUGCGCCUGGCCUGGCGUCACACACCAGCACCCCCAGAGUGAAGAAAGCCCCGUCAGUACAGUCCCUGCAACUGGUGUCACCAUCUCACCAACAUCGGAAAGCUGCCUCCUUUCAGAACCUCCACUCUCUGCUGAAUGGCAAGGGGGACCGGUCCAGCCUCUACAUGGUAGGGGAGCCGGGGGACCACAGUGCACUUGGACGACCAACCAAGGCCUCACCCCGACGUGCCCUCAGUGUGGAGGACGUGAGCUCUCCCAGCCAGGCGCGCACGGUGGGCCGCGUGGUGGAGGUGUUCCCAGAUGGCACAACCCAGCUGCAGCUACAACGGUCCCCGGAGGGCUCUUUCGGCUUUUGCGUGGCCUCCGGGAAUGGGCGCCGGGACUCAGGUAUGCCCCCUCCCCUUUUCUGGGCUCCAUAUCCCUGGGGCCUUAGCAAACCACUUUUGGCUGUGGGCAUUUCCAGUCUGUGGCUGAGACGCGGAGCUCCAGACUCAGACAGCCUCAUGAAAGGACUGGAAUUCUCCCUCAGGGGCUCUUUGGGAAGCGUCAGGUGUGGGGCUGCUGGAGUGGGUAGGGUUGGUGAGCCUGACUCCACUGCCCCUCUGUUGUCUGCUGACAUCCUGAAGUCGGAAUCAGGCUGCCUUUUCGCUGGAGCGCCCAGGGGAGGUUGUGCUUGCUGGUUCUCGGGAGCCCUUUGA